Molecule: messenger RNA, 465 nt
Organism: Trypanosoma conorhini
Lineage: Eukaryota; Euglenozoa; Kinetoplastea; Trypanosomatida; Trypanosomatidae
Exons: 1
Coding region: 1-465 (154 amino acids)
Source: RefSeq, a predicted model, not a curated record
AUGAGUGUUGGCGGGCCUGUUCGUGUGCGACUUGUCCUCAGCGGCGCCUGCUACCCGGCGUACUCGGGGCGCCAGCUGCAGCUGCAGGUGCCCAUUUUCCGUGACGACGGCUCUCCGAUGACGACGAUGGACCUCAAGAGCCAGAUACGGAGGGAGUGGCCGAGCGACCUGUCGGAGAUGCAAGAGGCCAUCAAGACUGUAGAGAUGAAGAUCCUGCGGACGGGGAAGCUUCUCCAGGACGACGCCUCGCUGCGGAGUGUCAUCACCUCCACCGAGAUGCAGGACUGUAGCGUAAGCGCAGGAACGCCCAAACGCAACGAUGAAGAACCGAAGUGGCUGCUCAUGCAUUUGGUCUUUCAACGGUCCAGCAAUGCGGGGGCGCAAGAGAAGGGCCAUGACAACGCGUCGGCAGGCAGAAGAAAGGGAACAGGCAGCAGCAGCAGCGGGUGCUGUUUACUUAUUUGA